Messenger RNA from Lasiosphaeria miniovina, 3246 nucleotides. RefSeq lists its product as uncharacterized. The annotation marks the transcript as partial. The record is from RefSeq and is a predicted model, not a curated record. The transcript has 3 exons. NCBI's taxonomy places the organism in Eukaryota, Fungi, Ascomycota, Sordariomycetes, Sordariales, Lasiosphaeriaceae.
CCCAACCCUCUUUACCUUGGACAUGUCUAGACAGCGCCGGCUUAUUGCAAGCCUAACAUGACCGCUGCUGUGAGGGCCUGAUCGUGUGGGCGGGGGCAAGGCUGUGUAGGAGUCUGUAAUCGUCCUAAUGUGCACGGUGCCCAAUCAAAGCUCGCAAGGCUGGCGGUGCCUUCCUUCUCCGCCGUUUUGUCCUGAAAUUGCUUCCCCUCCGGUUCAGACAGAUCUCUCUCUUGUUGAGGCGGUCCUAAGCGCUUUAUGUCGCAGCGAUUUGCGACCGACGACGGGCGAGUCAUUAUUGAAUUCCUCUGCGAUACAAACCGAAGCCAUUGCGACGAGCAUUAGCCGCAUCCUCUUAAAGGGUUAGGCGUCGUACUUCAAACUGCAAAACAGAGUUCGGUGCAUUCAUCUUUGUUCGACAGGAUGGCUGAGACGGCGGCACAACCUUUGCCGAGGCUUCUCCCCGCGACCGGGAUGACGGUUCUUUUCGAGCCACACGAGCCGCAUCUUGACAUUGUCUUCAUACACGGAUUUACCGGCCAUCCCGAACGCACAUGGACUUCCAAGAAGGCAAAUGCCGGACGCUACGGCGAUAGCCCGGCUGCUGGCGAAUCCUCGGAACCCCCUUCCAAAUAUCGGAGACUCAACCCAUUUCCUGCGUCCCGUCACGAGAGAGGUGUCUACUGGCCACGCGAUUUGGUCCCAAUAACGGUCCCCUACGCACGAAUCUUCACAUACGGCUACAACACGCAUAUCGGAUAUCCGGGUGGGCCUCCUAUGCUCAGCAACACAGUCUCGGGUAUCGCUCAGGAUUUUUUAGUUGCCCUGGAGUCUGAACGUCGGACCGAGUCGACGAGGCCGUUGUUGUUUGUGGCGCACAGCCUUGGAGGGAUCAUUGUCAAGAAGAUGCUUCUGCUGUCGAGGGAUUGUCACCAGGCUCACUUUGGUCGUAUACUCGAGUCCACGGCCGGCAUAAUAUUCUUUGGUACGCCGCACGCUGGUGCCGAUCCUCGCGGCUUUCGCCAUCACAUUGCUGAACGGCUAGCCAAUGUCGUUGGCGUCUCCGCGAAUGAGCAAAUCGUUCAGGCUCUAUUGCCGUCUUCCGAAAUCCUCAAAGACUUGAGGGAUAGAUUCGGCCCCAUGGCUCAGGGCCAUAAUUGGAUAAUACACUCCUUUCAAGAAGAGGUUGGUAUUGGGCUCCUCUCUGGACAAAAGGUUGUUCAUGAUACCUCAUCCUGCCUCAAUAUUGCAGCCGAGACAGUGGAGCAUAUUGGGCGGGACCAUAUGGAAAUGUGUCGAUUUCCGGGACUCGAUGACGUCGAGUACAAAAAGGUUGCUGCUGCUCUACGCAGGAUAGCAACCACGGCACCAAGGCAAUCGACGGAAGGGAAGACGUUGAUAUUGGAUGAAAGUCAGAAACGCACUUUGUUGGAAUCUUUGAGAUUUGACCAGAUCGACGCUCGCCAACUGACCAUCAAGAGAGCACACAUCAAGACAUGCACAUGGCUACUACAAAAGUCCGAGUACCUCGACUGGCUCGACCCCACCAAGCUCGGUGAGCACCACGGCUUCUUGUGGAUCAAGGGGAAACCUGGGGCAGGGAAGUCGACAUUGAUGAAGUUUGCCGUAGCUAGUGCGCGGAGAAAGAUGAAGGAAACGACCAUCAUCUCCUUCUUCUUCAACGCACGAGGCGACGAACUGGAGAAGUCUACGACUGGGAUGUACCGAUCACUGCUACUACAGCUUCUUGAGCGGUAUCCAGCACUUCAGGAUGUGUUUGACACUCUCGGACUGGUAUCGUGGAAUGGUGCAUGCCUCAAAUGGACCGUCGAAUCGCUUAAGGCGCUCUUUGAACAAGCUGUGCUAGGUCUUGGAAAGUCACCGUUGGCGUGCUUUAUUGACGCUCUAGAUGAGUGCGACGAGUAUCAGAUUCGAGAUAUGCUAUCGUUUUUCGAGCAUGUUGGCGAAAUGGCCGUACAAGCUGAGAUUCGAUUUCAAGUCUUGUUUUCGAGUCGCUACUACCCGCAUAUUUCUAUUGCGAAAGGUCUGGAAUUUGCCCUCGAAAGACAAGAAGAGCACGUGAAGGAUAUAAUCGACUAUCUGGACAGCGAGCUGAAUAUUGGGCACAGCAAGCAUGCAGAAACGAUUCGUCAUGAUCUUCGAGAAAAGGCAGCUGGGGUGUUCAUGUGGGUUGUUCUUGUGGUGGAGAUUCUGAACAAAGAGUAUGACGGCGGCCGCAUUCAUGCACUCCAGAAAAGACUCCGGGAUAUCCCUAGAGACCUGCACGAGCUGUUCCGCGAAAUUUUGACGCGUGACCAGCACAACAAAGGCGAGCUGCUUCUGUGUAUUCAGUGGGUUCUCUUCGCACGACAGCCACUAAAGCCAGAAGAGUUAUAUUUCGCCGUCCUCUCCGGUAUCGAACCUGGGGCUCUAUUUGAGUGGGAUCCCGAGGAGAUUACAGAAAUUACUGUCAAAAAAUUCAUCCUCAACUCCUCCAAAGGUCUUGCCGAAAUUACCAAGUCCAAACCUCCGACUGUGCAAUUUAUCCACGAGUCUGUGAGGGAUUUUCUCCUAAAAGGAGAUGGACUGAAGGGGAUCUGGCCAGAAUUUAAAGACUUCCGGGGAGAAAGCCAUGAGCGACUGAAACAGUGUUGCCUCGCGCAAAUUAACGCCAAGGCUAUUACCUCUCUGAAUCUCACCAAUCCUCUCCCCAAAGCAACAUCGCAGGAAGCCGUGGAGCUCCGCCGGUCGGCAGCUCGGAAGUUUCCCUUUCUUGAGUAUACCGUCAGGAAUGUCUUAUUUCACGCAGAUGUAGCGGCGGGGAGCGGCAUCAACCAGAAUGAGUUUCUCCGAGACUUUCAGCUCCCUGUAUGGAUCGAUUUCGAUAACCUAUUCGAAAAACACAACAUACGUCGACACACCUCAAAUGCGAGCCUUUUAUACAUACUGGCAGAGCAUAACAUAGGAAACCUAAUCACAAGCUAUCCCUCCAACCUAACCUACUUUGAGGUGGGAGAGGAGCGGUAUGGGCCACCAUUCUUUGCAGCAGUGGCCACCAAUAGUGAUGAAGCAGUGCGGGCACUUUUAAUGGCCCAGCUAGGAAUCCAGCUUCCAGCAUCUCUGCUUCAUCGCACAUUGGAGAGCUAUUGUGAAGACAAGGAUAAAUGGAUCAAGCUCGGACGUGACUUUAUUUUUCAUCCGCGAAGAGGUAUUCUCUCUUACAUCGUGGAGCAAGGGGACGAAAUAUUG